Molecule: messenger RNA, 171 nt
Organism: Ambispora leptoticha
Lineage: Eukaryota; Fungi; Glomeromycota; Glomeromycetes; Archaeosporales; Ambisporaceae
Source: the annotation of a GenBank genome assembly
AUGACUUCAUUCAAAAAAUUUAUUGGAAUCGCUUUGACCAUGACAAUCUGUUUCUUCGCUUCGUCUGACACAUUGCCCUACACGCAGCCGCACCCUAACCAUAAGGUUGUCUAUUGCUGUACACCGCCUCCUGGCUGGCAUGGGGAGGAGUAUAUUGAUUUGAGCGCAUGA